AUGGAGGCUGCUGGGAGGCUGAUUGGAAAUUGGUCCAAUGGUGUUGCGAUUGAUUUGCAUGCUGCCUACGAGUUCCUUCGGGUGAAGGGUCAAGUCAAAGUUUGGGCAAAAUUCGUGUGGAACCCGUGCCUUAUUCCGAAGCAUAGCUUUUUGCUGUGGUUAUGCGCUAGGGGUCGUUUACUCACUCGUGACAGGUUGCUGUUCCUGGAUAUUGAUAGGGCCUGCCCUUUUUGCUGCGUGGUUGAGGAGUCUUCAGACCAUUUAUUUUUCCUAUGUUCUUUCAAUAGAGCUGUUUGGUUGCAGAUUAAAGUGUGGUUUGGGAUGUCCAGAGUCAUGUCAUCUAUUUCAAGCGCCAUUAAAUGGAUUAGCAAGGACGCCAAGGGCUCCUCAUGGAUUUGCAAAGUUAAGAGAAUUGCUUUAGCUUGCUCAGUCUACCAGAUUUGGGGAGCUAGGAAUUGUCUAAUUUUUUAUGGCAUUCGUCCUACCGUCGAAGGCCUUGUUUGUAGGAUUAAAACCUUUGUAUACAAAGUAAUGUUCACUAUGUAUCCCCAGGUUUUAAUUCAUUUUGAGGCUUUAGCCAGUGAUCGUUCGUUGUUUGUUGGCUUCGGCCUUGUGCCCGGGUAUGCCCGGUGUACAUUGUACAUUUUUUGA
This is a messenger RNA of Diospyros lotus (date-plum), 651 nucleotides long. RefSeq lists its product as uncharacterized. The transcript has a single exon. The coding region runs from base 1 to 651 and encodes 216 amino acids. The record is from RefSeq and is a predicted model, not a curated record. Lineage: Eukaryota; Viridiplantae; Streptophyta; Magnoliopsida; Ericales; Ebenaceae.